This is a messenger RNA of Paramacrobiotus metropolitanus, 3558 nucleotides long. Its product is annotated as aggrecan core protein-like. Bases 1 to 3330 code for a protein of 1109 amino acids. The transcript is spliced from 17 exons. The record is from RefSeq and is a predicted model, not a curated record. NCBI's taxonomy places the organism in Eukaryota, Metazoa, Tardigrada, Eutardigrada, Parachela, Macrobiotidae.
AUGAAUUAUAUUCAUGCGGUUUGUCGGACAGCCAAAAAUUCUGCAAGGCAGUUGGGUGUCUGGCAGAGUCACAAAACUAGCCAUGGACUGUCCAACCUGAAGAUCGCUGUCGAUUCCGAAGCCGGAUCCGGUCUGCCCGGCAUGAAACUAUUGACGUUCCACAUCACCGGUGACAGUAGCGAUCAGAUCGACUCUAGCAGCAUUUCCACCGAAUUCAUCACGACCAUCCAGGGCGCCAACAUUCCCGGCAUUUCCUUCGAAACCACGUCCACGGAUGCGUCCGUUGAAACGUCAACGGAAGUCACGGUCAACGGUGGCGAUAAUUCGAACGGUGGUGAUAAUACUAACACCAACAACAACGUUAAUAUUAACGUCAACGGCGGUGGAGCUGGAGGAAAUCCUUUCACUAUCCGCGGCACUGUUACCAUCACUUUCACUUCCGACAGCCAACUGAAUCAGAUUCUGCAGCAAAUCCUGAGCCUCUGGAUUAAGACAUACGGCUCACAGUUUGGAGUGGACAGUGGAAAGGUCAAAAUCAAUGUUGCAUCGAAAGUCCCCAAUGGUAGCGGCGGCUACACCGUUACCUUCACCAUUACCGGCACCAGCACGUCAACGGUCGAUGUCACAUCCAACAUCACCGACUUCUUGACAAUUAUUGCCAAUGCACACAUCAACGGAGUUGUUACCGGCACCAUUUCAGGUCGUCUGCAGUGGACCAUUACCAUUGACGGACUGUUCUCAUAUGGUUCUCCCAGCGAACGCGACAAUCUGCUCCAGACCAUCUUGAACCUGUGGAUGUCUAACUUCGGUAUGCAGAGCUUACAGUUUAUGGAGUUCAUCCGCUACCGGGCUUCUUCCCAACGGUGGAACUGGAAUUGUCGGCGGUCCUACUUCUUUCACAAUUACGGCCAUGUCACCGUUAAGUACAACGUGAAAUCUGAGUUGGAUCGAAUUCUGCAGGCCAUUCUUAAACUCUGGAUCCAGAAAUAUGGUUCUCGAUACGGAGCAACCAAUGUCAAGAUCGUGGUGAGCAGUUCUCGUCCUACCGGCAAAGGAACCUAUGACGUCACAUAUACCAUCACCGGCACCAGCAGCGUGACCAUCAAUAUCAACGUAAUCAGCAACGAAUUCCAGACUACAGUUUCCAGUUCGAAAAUCACCGGAAUAGUUAUUGGUGGUGGAAGCAGUGUUACCGACGGUGGUAAUGGAAGUGGUGAAGGAAGCGGAGAAAUUACAGUCACUGACAACGGCGGUGGACCAGGCGGCAAAAACACGUUCACUUACACCGGUAAAGUUACCGUCACCGUAACGAGCGAUAGCGACUUGAGAGGACUUAUCCAAGCCAUUCUGAAACUGUGGAUCCAGAAAUACGGAUCAACCUACGGCAUCGGUAACAUUUCCAUCAAGAUCACAUCCAAAGUCUCCAACGGCAGCGGUGGAUGGAUCAUCACCUACGUCAUCACCGGAUCCAGCAGCAAAGUUGUCACCAUUAACAAAAUCCAGGGCGAAUGGACCAUUACCAUCACAACUUCCCAGAUUCCCGGAAUAACGGUGGAAGGCGAAACCAGCACCCCCGUAUCCGGCGAAGACACCACCCCGGGAACCGGCGAAGACACGACAACACCGGCAACUCCAGGUGGCGAAGAGACUCCCGCCCCGGGCGGUGAAGAUACCACGACACCGGCAACUCCUGGUGGUGAGGAGACUCCCACCCCGGGUGGCGACGUAACCCCCGCCCCGGGCGGAGAAGACACCACAACCCCUGCCACUCCUGGCGGCGAAGAGACCCCCGCCCCGGGCGGUGAAGACACCACUCCUGCUACUCCAGGUGGCGAAGAGACGCCCGCCCCGGGUGGCGAAGACACGACAACACCGGCUACUCCUGGCGGCGAAGAGACUCCCGCCCCGGGCGGUGAAGACACCACGACACCGGCUACUCCAGGUGGUGAGGAGACCCCCGCUCCUGGAGGUGAAGACACCACAACUCCUGCUACUCCAGGUGGCGAAGAGACGCCCGCCCCGGGUGGCGAAGACACGACAACACCGGCUACUCCUGGCGGUGAAGAAACUCCGGCCCCGGGUGGCGAAGACACCACUCCCGGAACAGAUGCAGGCUCUCCGACUCCGCCUAACAGCAACGAAGAGGGUGGAAGCACUCCAGGCGGUGGUGGCGAAAUUACUAUUAACGGCAAUGGUGGCGGCGAAGGUGGCGACAAGACAUUCGAUCUUACUGGUAAAAUCACGGUCACCAUUACCACUGAUGCCGACUUGCGCGCUUUCCUCCAGGCCAUUCUUAAUUUAUGGAUCCAGAAAUACGGUUCGAUCUAUGGUAUCGGGAAUAUUUCCAUUAAGAUCACGUCCAAAGUACCAAAUCCCACCGGAUCGGGCUGGAUUAUCUCGUACGAAAUUACCGGCAGCAGCAGCACCACCGUCACCAUCGACACCAUUAAGGGAGAAUGGAAUGGCAUCAUCGAUAACUCGGGCAUUGAUGGAGUGGUUAUUGGUACCGGCACUAUCACCAUCGAGGGUGGCAACACAGGCGAAGGUGGCGGCGAAGGCGAAAUUAGCAUCGAAGGCAAUGGUGGCGGUUCAGGUGGUGACAAUAAAUUUGAUCUCACUGGCAAAAUCACUGUCACGGUUACCACUGACGCUGAUUUACGCACUCUUCUCCAAGCCAUUCUGAAUCUGUGGAUCGAGAAAUACGGAUCAACCUACGGCAUCGGAAGCAUUACCAUUAAGAUCACAUCCAAAGUACCAAAUCCCACUGGAUCUGGCUUCAUCAUUUCGUACGAAAUUACCGGCAGCAGCAGUACCACCGUCACUAUCGAUACCAUUAAGGGAGAAUGGAAUGGUUUCAUCGAUAACGCCGGCAUUAAUGGCGUGGUUAUUGGUACUGGUACUAUCACCACAGAAGGCAACGGUGGUGGUGAAGGAAGCGGUGAAGGCGAGAUUUCGGUGAAAGGCAACGGUGGCGGAUCGGGAGGUGACAAUAGCUUCACCUUCAGCAGCACCGUCACGGUGACAGUAACAUCCAAUGCUGACUUGACCACCCUGAUCAAGGCCAUCCUGGACCUGUGGAUCAAACAAUACGGCUCGACCUACGGAAUCGGAGAUGUUACCAUUAAGAUCACAUCUAAACAGCCAACCGCUAGCGGUGGAUUCACCAUCUCUUACACCAUUACCGGCUCCAGCAGCACCACCGUGCCCACUGACACCAUCCAGGGCGAAUGGACCGCUCUGAUCAACGGCGCCGGUAUUACUGGCAUUGUUGUGGAAGGCGGUGAAGGCGCUUCUACGGAAGCCAGUGCUGGUGGCAACUCUUUACCGUGACCGGUACCGUAAAGGUUACCUUCACGACCGAUGCCGAACUCGACACCAUUAUGCAGAGCAUCCUGCAGCUCUGGAUUAAGACAUACGGCUCGAUGUAUGGUGCUACCAACGUGAAGAUCAAUGUCGGCUCCCGAGUGCCAAGCGGAAGUGCCUUUACCAUUACCUUCACCAUUACCGGCACGAGCACCACGUCCUUCGAUGUGACCGCCAAUGCCGCUGAAUUUGCCG